Phaeoacremonium minimum UCRPA7 is the source of this 579-nucleotide messenger RNA. Its product is annotated as putative dna replication complex gins protein psf3 protein. The record is from RefSeq and is a predicted model, not a curated record. NCBI's taxonomy places the organism in Eukaryota, Fungi, Ascomycota, Sordariomycetes, Togniniales, Togniniaceae. The transcript has 2 exons. Gene Ontology annotation, cellular component: GINS complex. Gene Ontology annotation, biological process: mitotic DNA replication initiation. Bases 1 to 579 code for a protein of 192 amino acids.
AUGUCUUACUACGAUAUAGACGCGAUCUUGACCGACGCAGAGAAAGUUCCAUGCGAGUUCCAGCUUGAAGUGCCCGAUUUGGGCUAUCUCGACAACAGCCCCUCCCACGCCCUCAAGUCUGGCACCAAGCUGUCCCUCCCACUAUGGCUCGCCGAGAUGCUUGCCCUUGCUAACACCUCGGGCGACGACGAGGAGGCCAAAUCUUUUGUCAACCUCAACCUGCCCCCUGCCCUCUCCAACGAGGUUGUCCAGGCCCUAAGGGCUGAUCCCCGCGCCGUCCCCCUCCGCGACCAGAGCGCGCACUUCUAUGGCUUUGCGACACGCAUGCUCGACCUAUUUGAGGAGAGAGAUCUCGCCAAGGAGCUGAGAAAGACGUUUGUGACGCGGGCUUCUGAUGUUGCGCUGCAUGCGCGCAAGGCUGGCGGGGCAGGAGCAAAAGAAGACGGUAGCAACCUAGGCGUUAGUGGAGGCGAGGAGUUCCUCAGGGGCUUGGAUGAGUGGGAGAGAAGACUGUUCAGGAAGGCCCACGAUGGGUCAAAGUCGGGCAAGGAAUGGAUGGACAGCGUCAAGAAACAUUGA